CUGGUGUAUUAUGGCCUAGGCAUUAUAAUAGUGGUUUUAGAAUAUAUUUUGUAUUCGCUUGGGUGCAUUGUUGUUUUGAAGUUGUUUUUCCAUCUGAGCAUAGUUAUGUCUAAAAGAGCUGCAGAAGGAGAUGCAGAUGGCUCUUUGGAGACAAAAAUAACUAAAAGAAGCUCAAAUGUUUUAGGAGACAAGAUAAGUGUGUCAGGAUGCUGUGCAGCUCCAGACCUGCAUGUCCAAGCAUCCAGUCUCAAGUCAGCACCAGAUGAUGCAUCUCACGGAACAAAGUUGCUGGCGGAGACCAUCUCGGACGGCGACCGCGAGUACUUUGCCUCCUACAGCCACCUGGACAUCCACCGCACCAUGAUCGAGGACGAGGCGCGCACUCAGGCGUACCGGCGCGCGAUUCUCACCAACUACCCGCUCUUCCGGGGCAAGACAGUGCUCGAUGUGGGCUGCGGCACGGGCAUCCUGAGCGUUUUCUGCUGCCAGGCGGGCGCGCGCCGCGUGUACGCCGUCGAGGCCAGCGGCGCCGCCGACUUUGCCCGCCAGGUGGCCACCGAGAACGGCUACGGCGAUCGGGUGACGGUGCUGCACUGCCGGCUGGAGGACGCCGCGCUGCCCGAGCGCGUCGAUGUGAUCGUCAGCGAGUGGAUGGGCCACGCGUUACUGUACGAGUCCAUGCUGGAUUCGGUGCUGCUGGCGCGCGACCGCUGGCUGCGGCCAGACGGCGCGCUCUUCCCGGAGCGUGCCACGCUCAAGGUCGCGCUCUGCACGGCGCCCGCCGACGAGCCGGCCGCCUUCUGGCGCGGCGUGCACGACCGCUACCGCGUGCACAUGGAAGUGCAUUCGCACGCGGCGACCGUGGCCGCGCUCGACCUGCGCACCACGCCGGCGGCGGCGGUGCGCGCGCUGCGCUCGGGCCCGCUGGACCUGGUGAGUUUCGGCCGGGCGCGACUGACCGGUCUCGUACUUUGGUUUGACGUGCGCUUCCCGGGCGGCCUGGAGCUGAGCACGUCGCCGUACAGCGCCGAGACGCACUGGGCGCAGACGGUGCUGCCCCUGGCCGCGCGCGACGUGGACCAGGACUGGCGCGCCGCCGGACAGCUCGGCUUGCGCCAAAACGGCCGCCAGCCGCGCAACUGGGACUUCGAGGGCCGACCUGACGCUGGCGGACGCGGCGGCGCCCACCGCGCUCCGCUGGGUGCUGGACGGCGCAGAGGACGUGCCUCGUGA
This is a messenger RNA of Pollicipes pollicipes, 1233 nucleotides long. Its product is annotated as protein arginine N-methyltransferase 6. The transcript is spliced from 4 exons. Gene Ontology annotation, biological process: chromatin remodeling; peptidyl-arginine methylation, to asymmetrical-dimethyl arginine. The record is from RefSeq and is a predicted model, not a curated record. NCBI's taxonomy places the organism in Eukaryota, Metazoa, Arthropoda, Thecostraca, Pollicipedomorpha, Pollicipedidae. The coding region runs from base 106 to 1233 and encodes 375 amino acids. Gene Ontology annotation, molecular function: protein-arginine N-methyltransferase activity; histone methyltransferase activity.